GGCCGCCUUCGGGAGCAAGAGCCUCUUCAGCCUGGGGGGCGGCCGGCGCCUGGCGCUCAGCGCUGGGGCCGGGCGCGGCGGCGGCCGCCUGGGCGGCUUCGUGGGCACCGUCUUCGGCAGCGCAGGGAUGGGGCCCGCGUGUCCGUCCGUGUGCCCCCCCGGGGGCAUCCCUCAGGUCACCGUUAACAAGAGCCUCUUGGCCCCCCUCAACGUGGAGCUGGACCCCGAGAUCCAGAAAGUGCGUGCCCAGGAGCGGGAGCAGAUCAAGGCGCUGAACAACAAGUUUGCCUCCUUCAUCGACAAGGUGCGGUUCCUGGAGCAGCAGAACCAGGUGUUGGAGACAAAGUGGAACCUGCUGCAGCAGCUGGACCUGAACAACUGCAGGAACAGCCUGGAGGCCAUUUAUGAGGGCUACAGCAGCAACCUGCGGAGGCAGCUGGACACGCUGUCUGGGGACAGGGUGAGGCUAGACUCGGAGCUGAGGAGCAUGCAGGAUUUGGUGGAGGACUACAAGAAGAGGUAUGAGGUGGAGAUUAAUAGACGCACAGCUGCUGAGAAUGAGUUCGUGGUGCUCAAGAAGGACGUGGAUGCCGCCUACAUGAACAAGGUUGAGCUGCAGGCCAAGGUGGACUCCUUGACGGACGAGAUUAAAUUCUUCAAGUGCCUCUAUGAAGGGGAGAUUGCUCAGAUCCAGUCCCACAUCAGCGACACAUCUGUCAUCCUGUCUAUGGACAACAACCGGGACCUGGACCUGGACAGCAUCAUUGAUGAGGUCCGUGCCCAGUACGAGGAGAUCGCCCUGAAGAGCAAGGCUGAAGCUGAGGACCUGUACCAGAGCAAGAUCCAGGAGCUACAGGUGAUGGCAGGCCAGCAUGGGGAUGACCUCAAACUCACCAAGGCUGAGAUCUCGGAGCUCAACCGGCUGAUCCAGAGGAUCCGCUCAGAGAUAGGGAAUGUGAAGAAGCAGUGCUCCAACCUAGAGACGGCCAUUGCCGAUGCUGAGCAGCGGGGCGACUGUGCCCUGAAGGAUGCCCGGGCCAAACUGGACGAGCUGGAGGGCGCCCUGCACCAGGCCAAGGAGGAGCUGGCCCGUAUGCUGCGCGACUACCAGGAGCUGAUGAGCGUGAAGCUGGCCCUUGACAUGGAGAUCGCCACCUACCGCAAGCUGCUGGAGGGAGAGGAGUGCAGGAUGUCUGGUGAAUAUCCAAACUCCGUGAGCAUCUCUGUCAUCAGCAGCACCAAUGCUGGGGCAGGAGGGGCUGGCUUCAGUGUGGGCUUUGGCGCUUUGAGCAGUUACAGCUACAAACCUGCAGCGGGAGACGUCAAGACCAAAGGCAGCUGUGGCAGCGAGUUCAAGGAUCCCCUAGCCAAAACCUUGGGCAGCAGCUGUGCGGCCAAAAAGGCCUCCAGAUGACAGGCGGUCAGCUCUGAACAGAAGGCUUCAGAUCCCACGUGUCUCCUCCUUCUCCUCCUCCCCGCGUCCCCUCUCCAAGUCAAGAAGUGCUUUGUCUGUAACCCUAAUCCUAGUCUCAUCUCCUCCCCCUAUUGUCCUCAGUGGGGCGACACCCUGAUGCAGGAAGUCCAGUCAUGGGCUCUCCUGAGACCUCCUUUUUGGUCACCUUUAUUGGGUCACUGCCCCAAAGGCAGAGAUGACAUCCACGUGCAGGAUGUUCUGUAGUACCAGCCGUGAGCUCCUCUGCCCCCAGGCCUCUCUUGGGCCUUCAGUGCCAGUGGCUCUCUUUGUCCUCUGAUUGGGAUUGUGUCCAGUUCUCAGCUUCUCCUGCAAUAAAUGAUCAUUGUCAUCUGA
Messenger RNA from Galeopterus variegatus (Sunda flying lemur), 1807 nucleotides. RefSeq names its product keratin 72 (gene KRT72). The record is from RefSeq and is a predicted model, not a curated record. NCBI's taxonomy places the organism in Eukaryota, Metazoa, Chordata, Mammalia, Dermoptera, Cynocephalidae. The transcript is spliced from 9 exons. Bases 128 to 1414 code for a protein of 428 amino acids. Gene Ontology annotation, biological process: intermediate filament organization; keratinization. Gene Ontology annotation, cellular component: keratin filament. Gene Ontology annotation, molecular function: structural constituent of skin epidermis.